AUGUUGCCGUCAAGUCGACGUUCAUUCUGUAUCUCACCCACACAGUUGGAAUCCCUACCUACUGUGGGCUUCUCCUCGCCCAUCCUAUCCUACUUCAGCGCCAUACGCUUUCUCUGGGAUGCCAAGGCCAUGACCGAGGAAGGAUGCGCCAGAUAUCCCGGCAAACCCUUCAAGAUCGCGAACGUCAGUCGCUGGAUCGUUGUCGUCAGCGGCACGGCUCUAGUCGACGAGUUGAGGCGUGGCGCGGGCGAUGCAUUAUCAUUCACGGACGCCGCAGAAGAGAUAGCGCAGAUUAGCCUUGUGCUAGGCGAAAGCGUUGGCAAGAACCCCUACCACAUACCGGUCCUACAGACGCAACUCACCCACAACAUCCACGACCUGAUACCCGCCAUGCGUGACGAGAUGCAAGCGGUCUUUGAGGAUCAAGUGCCUACUUCGGGCGAGGGAUGGCAGGCAGUGCCGGCGCUUACGACAGUCACGGAGGUCAUAUGUCGAAUCACUAAUCGAGUGUUCGUUGGGAUACCUUUAUGUCGGGACCAGGGAUACAUAGACCUUUGUACCGGGUUUGCGCACAAGGCACUGCAGGCUAUGCUUUUCCUUAGCAUUAUCCCUUCCUUUCUAAGACCGUUCGCUGUGAAGGUCAUCUCUGGCCUUCCAAAGGCUGUCCACACCAUGCAAUGCUAUCUGGAACCCAUACUGGCGGAGCGUCUACCGCCAACGCAUAGAAGCGGUGUUCAGGCAAAGGAUAACAACGAUUUGAUCACUUGGCUUUUAGCUGACGGCGGCGGCGGUGACCAGGACGUACUGCACGAUCUCGCGCUCCGAAUCUUGACGGCCAACUUUGCGUCUUUGCAUACGACGUCGAUGACUUUCACGCACGCGAUGUACAACCUAGCGGCGUAUUCCGGCUACACCGAGCUCAUGCGCAGCGAAGUGCAGGAAGUUGUCGCUGAGGAUGGCUGGAACAAGGCAGCCAUCGACAAGAUGUACCUCGUCGACAGCUUCUUGCGCGAGACCAUGCGCUUGCAAUCGCUUAGGGAUGUCGGCGUCAUGCGCAAGGUCAUCAAGCCUUUCACCUUCCGGAAGACGGCGGACGGAAUACCUGCCACCAUCCCCACCGGCGUCUUCGUCUUCGCAGCAGUCCCUACCAUGCAUUCGGAUGUCGCGGUGUAUGGGAAUGAUGCACAUAGCUUCGAUGGCUUCCGUUUUGUGCCUAGCCACAUCAUGCAGUACGAGCGUAUUGCGCCGCGCAACGCGCUGGUCGGCACUUCGCCGAACUUCCUGGCUUGGGGGGCUGGCAAACACCAGUGCCCCGGACGCUUCUUCGCGGCUGUCGAGACAAAGAUGAUGCUCGCUUAUGUCGUGACGACAUUCGACGUGGCUACGGAUACCACGAGGAAUGGCUGCGAAGGCUCCACGCGUCCCAAGGACUUCCGACUAGAGGCAAAUUGUUUCCCAAAUCCUUGGGCCAGGGUUCGCAUGCGGCGAUGCGAGCCCGUUCAAGGAGAGGAGGCCCAGAACAGAACUCUUGAAUGA
Molecule: messenger RNA, 1536 nt
Organism: Schizophyllum commune H4-8
Lineage: Eukaryota; Fungi; Basidiomycota; Agaricomycetes; Agaricales; Schizophyllaceae
Product: cytochrome P450
Exons: 10
Coding region: 1-1536 (511 amino acids)
Molecular function (GO): monooxygenase activity; heme binding; oxidoreductase activity, acting on paired donors, with incorporation or reduction of molecular oxygen
Source: RefSeq, a predicted model, not a curated record